CCCUGCCAUGGCCGCCGCCUUCUCCUCCGCAGCCUCACACCGAGGGACGAAUUAACAAUCCACUUUCAUCCGGCGUUAAUCCGCCGUCGUUUUACUCUCAGUCGCUCUCUGCGGGGCGGCGGAGACUCCUACAAAAGCACCGACGUUAAUAUCUCGGCGUUUAUUUACGUUAUUAGCUGUCGGUAGUUGGUUAAAAAAACGCGUUAAUUGUUGCGCUGUCGGAUACGGAAACGUUGGCGGCUUUGAUGCCUCCGGCAAAAUGAACGCGGCCGACGAUAAGGUGGCCCGAAAAGUUCACGUAGAGCUCUACUCGCAGCAGCGGCGGCUGCGGCACUUGCGGAGCAUCUCCGCACGGAAUCUGGUGAACCCGGCCGGGAGGGCGCUUUUGGAUUCGUACUUCACCCUGCACUUGUGGCACGACAGCCACAUCCUACCCGAAUUUUACACAAGCGAGGUCAUACGCGAUUCUCUGAACCCAACAUGGUGCAGCCUGGACUUUGGGCUGAUGCCAGACAACCUGGACACGUCAGUGUCGCGGCUGGUGGUGCGCGUGUACGGCGGCAGAGGGGACCGCUUCUCAGCGCUCAUCGAGUGGGACGUGCAUCUCGACGGCCUUCGAUACGUGGGCCCCCAGAUACGGGCAGAUGCGCCGAAUUCCAUUGUGUUCGGAAUGACCGACGGUUAUUACGGAACUCUGAGUAAUCGCAAGAAGCUGGCAGACAGGACCCAGGGUAGCCUGCAGGUGGAUGAGAAUAUCGUGCGGACUUCCUACAGCGUGUUCUCCCUAAUCAGGUUGCACACAGCUCAGCGCGCCAUCAAGCAGACCCAGGCAACCGUCAAGAGAGUUCACAGAGACAUUGAGGAGCGACUGCGCUCCAAGGCCAGCCACAUACUCAUGCUGAAAGACCGCGAGCAACUGCAGAUCGGGAUCUCCAUGCUGCACUCGGAGCUGAAGCGACAGCGCCAGGCCUUGGAGAAGCAGACAGAUUUGCUGCUGCACACGCAGAUGGAACUCACGCACCGAGCGGAAGAACUGGAGAAGAAAAGGGAAUGUCUGAAGCAAGAGUGGGAGACUGUGCAGAAAAAAAGACGAAAGCAAGAAGACAAGAGGUCCAUGCUGCAGAAAACCAACGCGCAGCUCAACGUGCGCAGACGGCAGAUAUUUUCCGAGCUCGCUUUCAUCUACCCCAUCGCUGCGAAUGACAAUGAAGAGCACUUCAUCUGCCACAUCAAGUUGCCCAACUCCGACAACUUCCAAGCCAAGGACGAGGCGAGCGUGUCUGGCGCGCUGGGCUUCACGGCGCACCUCGUGUGCAUGGUCACGCUCUUCCUGCACGUGCCGCUGCGAUACCCCGUGCUGCACCGCGGCUCCAAGUCGCGCAUCCGUGACGACAUCACCGACAAGCUCACCGACAAGGACCGCGAGUUUCCUUUGUAUGCCAAAGGAAACGAGCGCUUCCAUUUCGACUACGGGGUCUACCUGCUGAAUAAAAACAUCGCUCAGCUGCGUUACUACUGUAGCCUCAGCACCCCCGACUUGAGGCGGACCCUCUACAACCUGCGGGAUCUGCUCGAGAGCAAGCUCGGGGUGCCCGCGAGCCGGCUGCGGCCCUCGGUGCCCCAGGGCUCCUCGGUGGCCUCCCCGGAAUCCGGCGGCGGAGCCCGGCAGCACGUCCUGUCCAUCAGCGCUCCCCUCGGUGUCAACGGUGAGAAGGAAGGAGGGACUUCGGGCUCCGCCGCCACCACCGCCACCGCUGCCACUCCAAAGAAGUCUGACCGAGGCAUGGUGGAGUGGAUCAAGACUUUGACGGAAGCCGACAAACCCUCGGCUGACCGACCAACGGGCGCCCUCAACGGAGGCUCCGCCGAUGCACACGCUGCACCCGCCACGCGGUUACACCCAGCGGAUGAGGCUGACACACCACCACCAGCAGUGACGGCAGCGGUGACGACAGCGGCCUCAACAGUGGCCCCGUCAGCAUCGGACACAGCAGCAGGGCCCGCAACGCCAGCAGCAGCAGCAGCAGCAGCGGCGACAGGAAGCAGCGGAAACGUUUCGUCGUCGACGGCUCGACUCGGCAGCCCGGAUACGGAAAGCGCGCGGGACAAGACGUUCCCGAAACCGCGGCUUUACUACCACCACCCGGCGUCGCAGCGGGUGCAGGAGUUUGUGGCGACGGGCCAGGCAGAGGGAGCGUGGGCCGUCGGGCCGCACGGCGGCGGCGGCGCGGAGGAGGUGGAGGCGGCGGUGGAGGCGGACAGCGACGAGACGGUGCUUGGCGCGCUGGACGCCGAGGAGCUGGCGCUCGUGCACUCGGAGCUCGACGAGUUCACGCGGCGCGUGCACGCGCUCAGCGUGAACGCGGCGCCGUUCCGCCGGCACCGCGGAAGCGAGGCCGCCGAGCCUUGAGCCGCGUCUCGACCGCACGCGGCGGCGAGAGGCGCCGCUGGUGGCGGUGGUCGUAGCCGAGGGGCGGUCCGGUGGAGUUGGUGGCGCCCCACCGCACCGUCGCUUUGUCGUUUCUUCUUGCGCCGUCGACGAGCAUUCUUUCACGUCUGCUCUUGCAAGGCUCGUCAAUGCCGUGAUUUUUUGUUUUUACGUCUUCUUCUUCUUUGUACACGGUUGAUUACGUCCCGCAGUCACCUCGUCCACCAUCAGCGAUUCGUAAUUGGUUCGGCCGCGGCAACGAUCUGACCAAAUUUGUGUCGUCAAGACCCUCUGCCACCCGACUGCAGCCCAACAGGAUUAAUUGUCACGUGAACGGGUUGCUUAGCGCGCCAAUUGUUGUUGUUUUGGCUCACACCGAUAAGUUGAAGCACAAAGCGAUUGUGGGAUGCAAUUCGCAUGCAUGAUGCUAUGUAAGAUUAAAUUAUCAUUAACUAGAUUCUGCGUUUUGUUUGAAACUACGCCAAACAGGACAAGAUGGGAGAAAGCUAGAAUAACUGCGUCACUUGAUGGGGUUUCUUAAAUAGGUACCUGAAUAUUGCCUUCCAAUGCGUUAAGUUAAUCACCAAAUCCAUUUUUAGACGUGACAAAGAAUUUAGAUAUUCGGUGGGUAAACAAGCGUAAUAAUAAUGAAAGUUUGAAUCAAAGAUAUUCCCCCUGUUACACAUUUUACACAAUCUGAAAGUGCCAUCACCACCAUCCAUGGUUAAACAUUUGCUCUGCUACAGUCAACGUGUCCUACAAGGACGGUUCUUACAGUCUCAUCGCCAACAUAUUCUGCCUCGAGUUCUUCCCCUUGGUCUCUGACCUCUGCCCUCCACCCUGCACACCACUCGUCCCACCUAUCACCACCUCCUCCACCCUGCACACCACUCGUCCCACCCAUCACCACCUCUUCCACCCUGCACACCACUCGUCCCACCCAUCUCCACCACCCUGCACACCACGCGUCCCACCCACCACCUCCUCCACCCUGCACACCACUCGUCCCACCCAUCACCACCUCCUGCACCCUGCACACCACUCGUCCUACCCAUCACUACCUCCUCCUCCACCCUGCACACCACUCGUCCCACCCACCACCACCUCCUGCACACCACUUGUCCCACCCAUCACAACCUCCCCCCCUCUCUUGAACACACUUUCCUACCACAUUCUAUUCCGAACCUCCCAAGUUGCUUACCCUAGCCCACCUCCUCCACCGUGCACACCACGUGUCCCACCCAUCACUACCUCCUCUCUCCAAUUACAUGCAUAAUGCAAAACUUGCCAUGCUCAAAUUCUCGACUUGUAUAAGAUGCUUAGCCUAUCUCGCCUGCCAUGAAAUUCCCAAAAUCUUCCACGUGUUUCCACAUUGAUUUAGAAAACAUUUAAGCAUGAAUACCUGUAACAUGGCCUCGCAGAGUAUACAAUUUACUGCAGGGUGUACAAAAUAAUUAAAGUGUGCAAUACGAUGCACAACUAAAAAGUUUAAGGAGCUGCAUCUUUCCCGUGGCUUAGGACGGCAGCAAGUCUGCUUUUAAUGCGAGUGCCGAGAUUUUAUUUAGCCGCACGUGAAACAGAGUGGCGUACACACGCCAGUGUGCUAUAAUUGGGGGGGAUAACUCUGAACUAAAGAAUCUACCGCUUGCGGUGUAUAUAUGCCCAGUUCCAAGUACCCGAUCAAGAAUGCUGUGCGCGGUGGUGUCCAUCGCAGAGAGAUUGUGCUACGUUUAUGAUGUACUGUUUCGGCUGGAGCCGUCCCGGGCUGAGCUCAGGAAAAUAUUCAGAAUAUUUUAUUCAGUCUUUAUUUAUCCUGGAGAAAUCCGAUGAGCUAUAAAGCUCUUUUUCACAGAUGCCCAGUUGUGGUGGGUGAGAAAGUUACAACAACAGACGAUACAAAAAAAAAACGAUUGGAGUGCAAAGUAUAGGAAAGGCAAGAAAAUAACGAAACAUAAAUCCGUAAUGCAGUUAAAGUGGAAAGUACAAUUACAAAAUAAUAUAAAUUUCUGCCGAUUUUUCAACAAUAAAUGCAAGCUUGGACAAGGCAGCACAUCAACAACAACAACAGUCCCAGGCCAGGGGGUGGGUGGCCAGCACCAUGCCCGACCGCCUUUGUCUCCCCAGUGGCGAUGUUUACACACCGCACCAGGCACUCAUUUGAGGCUGACUCGACCUAGGGGAGGCCCAGGGCACGGUUCAGGUAAUCGUCACCGGUGUUGGCCGUGAGCGGGAGUGGAACUUGGGUCGCCGGGUUCGUAGCGCAGCGCGCUAACCGCGACCCACAAAUGCUCCCCACUAAAGUCACACGCAGAGACAACAAAGACCCCCCGCAUAGCCUUAACAGACUGUAGGGGCAAGUGCUGUUAGCGAGCACCUAUGAAGGCCAGAACGGUACACGAACGAGGGGGUGGGUGACCAGCACCACGCCCGACCGCCUUUGUCUCCCCAGUGGCGAUGUUUACACACCGCACCAGGUACUCAUUUAAGGCUGAGUCGACCUAGGGGAGGCCCAGGACCGGUUCAGAUAAUCGUCACUGGUGUUAGCCGUGAGCGGGAAUCGAACCCGGGUCGCCAGGUUCAUAGCGCGCUAACCGCUACACUACCGCUCCUACGCAGAGACGCACGCAGAGACGCACACACGACGACAACAACGCCCGCCGUUCGCCACCACGGUGCGUGUGGCCAGGCCUCAGUGCACGUGCUCACACACGCGCACGUACAUCCGCCUGCGGAGUUGAGACGUACGAGUUGGACUUGGCAAACUGUGGGACAAGUUGGUUCCCUCCCCCAAGGAACUUGUGGGCAGCGCGUUCUCCAAGCUUAACUCACGAUUAAUAUUUCAAUUUUAGCAGGUAAGGCCCCCAGUGAGUUAUAGAGCUCUAUUUCGGAAGCGACCUGGCCACAAAUGAUGGCUAAACGAAGUGGCUUAUCGGGUGUAAAUGUAUAGCGGCCAAAUGCUCUAAACGCGCGUUGGUUCAAAAUGUGGAGGGGCAAACCGGAGGACCCAGAGAAUUUGCAGACUCCAAAUGUACAACAGGCAUCGUCAGGGUCGGGAUCGACCCCACGACCUCCUGUAUACCGAGCGAGGUAGUUAACAUCUCCUAGUCACCGUGCUCAAAUCCCAAACCAACGGCCGAUGUUGGGAUGAACGAGGCUGGCGCGCAGGGUUCGCUGUGAAUCGCCGUGUCAAGGAGCGGACACUUUGAGCGCGAUGUGAAUUUUUUGCACUCCUCCAAAACCAGGCGUUUGAGUUGACGUCACCGAAACAAGCCUCAUAAGCGGGGUUGUUGGUUUGUUUGUUGUUGCUGUUGUUGUUAUUGCUGUGUUCCAUUACAACUGUGUACGCACACAUCUGUUGAUGUCAGUACACUUUUAAUUUGUUUUAACCUUGUAGGUAUAUGUCGUUUUUUUGUACUUUUCCGUAGCAUGCACGCACAGAAAAUUACGAUUUUGACAGAGAAUAAUUGACGGUGGGCUUGUCCAAUACUUCUAGCUCAAGUAAGCGAAAGUCUUAGCGAUUGUAAUUUAAAAAGUAAAUAUUUUCUGUACGGCGAUCAAGAAGUAUCCGUUGAUUCGAUUUCUUAUUUUUUUUUCUUUUGGCCUCCGUCUUAACGCAGAGGGGAUCGACACUCCGGGUCUGUUGAGAAUAUUAAUCCUUGUUCAGGAUUGUGCAAAACAUCGCCGCUGUUUGCACCGGGGAACUUCUAAUACGAUUCUCAUUUGAGACGUUCACAGGUUAUGUGCAGCGAGCUCAAGUGAACGCACUCUUGUGUUGAAGAGGCCUUGAUGACAACACAAUCUGUUAGGAAAUCCAAGUUAGGUUCAUUGGUGCAUGUGAUUUCCCAACCUUCAGUGCUCUCAACCCCCACCGCGGUGCAUUGAAACACAAAUUAAGUUAUUCUGAAUUAGGUUAUUACAUGCGGCACACGCCUGAUGAUUAGUUUAACAUGUCCCCACGCCACGCGGAGGGAACUCAUUCAAAUUGAGGAAGCCUUGUGUGCGGUUUGUGCACGUGUGUACGAGGGAUGAGUUUUUAAUUUUACGAGAAAAAAGUAUAUAAGAAUUCGUAUGUAUUUUUUUGAUUUUGAAGGACUUUUUUUAUCGUGUUCAGAUUUUUGGAUGUUCGGAUCGUUGACGUUACGUACAAAUGUGAAAGGUCUUCGCGAUAACAAUCUGAGAUAACAAUCGAUCAUUGUUAUAGAUAUAAAUUGUUAUAGAUAACAAUUGUUAUCUAUAACAAUUGUUAUCUAUAACAAUUGAUAUCUAUAACAAUUGAUAUCUAUAACAAUUGUUAUAGAUAACAAUUGUUAUCUAUAACAAUUGUUAUCUAUAACAAUUGUUGUCUAUAACAAUUGACGUCAAUAACAAUCGAUAACAAUCGUGACAUCGCCUGGGACCACGAGGACUCCAAUCUUGUACAGUCACAUUCGUAAUCAAUGAAAAUGAAAACGUUCAGAUUGUCCUAAAUUUUCAUAUCUCGGCCCCCUGUUCUUUUUUAUCGGAUUGAUCCCAAAAUCCGGAGCGCACAUCCCCAUCGUGUACAUACACGUGCCAUGCAUACAUGUGCCACGUGACGUAGAGGUCUCCGGCUCUUCAACUAGCGUCAUGUGUGUUGUAAAGCGUGUGCGCGCACACGCGUGCACCCUGUGUGGUGCCGUAAGAGAGCGUCGAUUGAAGUUGACAUCAUCAUCAUUUGAAUCGGUGCUCUCCUACCAUCGCAUCGGGAGAGGCGCGUUUAAACCCCAUCCAUCGGGCGAAUGCAACGUGUAAGGGCUUAUUUAUGGACUUUAACGAGGAGGAUUCAUCAUCGCGAGGCUUUUGGGAAAUGGUGCAUCGGCGUGUGGUGGGUCACAGCACCGCUGCUGCCUUUCACAAAGACCCCCCUAUAGCCUGAACAGACUGUUGGGGCAAGUGCUGUUAGCGAGCACCUAUGAAGGCCGGCACGGCGCAUGAAGGGGUGGGUGGCCAGCACCACGCCCGACCGCCUUUGUCACCCAAGUGCCGAUGUUUACACACUGCACCCAGGUACUCGUGUUAGGCUGAGUCGACCUAGGAGAGGUCCAGGACCGAUUCGGAUAAUCAUCACCAGUGUUGUCCGUGAGCGGAAAUCGAACUCGGGUCACCGGAUUCGUAGCGCGGCGUAGCGCUAACCGCUGCACCACCGCUCCCCAUUUCUGCUGCCCUUCACACACAGACACGUCUCCUGGCGACACCUUCCAAACAACAACACUCGCAGAGGCAGGUGAAAUUCGACAAUGUCUACAAAAGACUUUUUCUCGUCCGGUCAGUUCAGGACAGGCCUCGAAACAGAAGUAAUCUCUGGGUGUAAACAACCACUUGUUUUAGUUUUUCGCGAUUUUUUUUUUCUCCAAAUCUUGGAUCUGCACUUAUUGCGGUUGCUGCGGACUGAAUUCCGAGUGGAACGCCGACUCGGGCGUUGAUCCCUUGGACCGUUCGAAUCGUUGAGCACCACUUUGUGAUCAAUCCUCCCUCCCCCCCCCCCCCGUGUGGUCAUCCUGUGGAUAGACUCGCUCCCUUCCGCGAGAACGUGGAAUUUCCACCAUUGGCUCCAGGACCACCAGCAGAGCAGCGGUGAGCGCCGUUUUGAAUCGCUCGUUUGAGCACGGGGACCGUUUGGCUCGGCUCCUUGGUUUUUUCUUCUUGGUUCUUUCGGUAAAGUCACGUAGAAGGAAAAUAAUAAAAAUAAAACAUAAAAUAAUUCUCACGACGUUUCGGCCACAACGCAAGCAGCCGUCUUCAGGUGGAGAACAGGUCUGUCAAGUAGACAGAGUCUGAAUGGCAUGCUCCAGGCUUGGAGCGACUUUAAAUAGUCGCUGGUUGCGUUGUGGCCGAAACGUCGUGAGAAUUAUUUUAUUAUGUUUUAUUAUUUUAUUAUUUUCCUUCUACGUGACUUUACCGAAAGAACCAAGAAGAUGAAUCCCUGCAGUCACGAAAGCUUUAAAUCCUUUGUUUAUUCUCGAUUACAUCGUCAGCAGCAGGAUUGAAGACCUCCAAGCCAUUGCGGUUAUCUUGACGAGGACACAUUGCUCAGUCACCCUCGUGUUGAGGCCAAGCUCUCCAUUCCAAAAGAGGUCAUCAAAUUGGGCUUCUCUUAAAUGCUUCACGCUCGCAUUUUAUAUUUUAUCUGCGCUCACCGCACACGGCGGGUUUCUUCUCCAUAUUUGCAACAACAACAAGAAUAAUCUAGACUUGACAGCAACAAUCCCGGGCUGGCGCGUCGUUCAAAACUGUCCCGAAGGAAACGGAGGCAGAUCUAUUCAAAGUAUUUAGCUGCCCUGGCUCCUGUUUUUUCAGCUUCCUGGUCGCCUAUACAAGCACUCCGCAGGCCCAAAUCUGUUUAAGCUUCCAAGAAGGUGUGAUGGCGUCGGGUGCGUAGGCGAUGCACGUUGCGUUGUGUACUAACAUCGCUGCCGGACCUCCCUUGGAGGGUGGGUCUGUGGGUUCUUGCUUGAGCCGUUCGGGACAGGUGGGAAUCCUUCCGACUGGCGAUGACUAUUCUCUCCUCACCGUCAUCACAAGCAGUCGUAUUCCCAGCAGCAUUGCGUGCACUCAUGAUUAAGUCAACGAUCGUUCUAUUGAUGUGUGCACGCGUGUUGGAACUUCUCUCGCACCAUACGUAGCCAACCGUGCUAAUCGGGAGGUCCCGGGGAAAGGGCAACAAACGAAACACAAAAAAAUCGGUUCUGAAGAAAUUAGUUUUGAACAGUAUUAUUAUUUAUGCUUACCAUUGUAACUGCACACGCAUUAAGCACUGCUCGUCAAACUUGAAUUCUAUACCCUGCUUUUGAUAUACAACGUGGAGUAUAUUGGGGCUGUGCAUUUAACAAACAAACAAAACUCAAGAUUAAUAAUAAACACCAUUUUAAAUGUCGGUGGUAACAGUUUGGAAUGUUUUAUUGUUAUUGUUGCAACUUGUUUCUUUUGAGCAAAUUAAAAUCCCCGUUGCUGCUGCCGUCAGAACAAGAUGAGUCCUCGCGGAGCGGCCCGGCGUUCAGCCGAUUGCCUUCCUCUCGUCGGGGAACUGAUCCCAGAGGGCCGCAGUGAUGCUUCAUUCAAUCCCUGGCCCACGUGGCAAGGCGCCUCUCAGCCUGGCCCGGUCUCCAAUAGGGGCCAUCCAUUGAGUACGUCCUCAAAAAACUGUCAAAACUUGACCUCUACCCCCCCCCUCCCUGUACGCACGCGUACUAUUUACACCCCCCCCCCCCACACCUGCGUACGUACGCCUGACGCAGCCCCCCCUCCCGAAUUCUAUAGAACGGCCGAUAUUUAAUCCACGCAGAAACGAUCAAGGAUUAAUAAUAGUAACGUGUUUAAGCAAGCAGAUAGUCCACCGCCGGACCAUCUAACGUUUCCUAUGCGUACGGACAUUGUCACUAGACCCCCUGUACGCAAGCGUACACAUUUGGGUUAACCCCUUCCUCCCCCCUCCACGCGUACGUACUGAAUGGAUGGCCUCAUGUCGCUCAACUCAUCCUCAACAGAGGAGCCAACUCCGCCCGCCAGCUUGGACAGGACCAACCUCCGUAAGCGGAGAGACAAUGGCUCUCUGACUUUCAAUGUGCACGGUUGUAGAUUGUGUCCGUGUAUGCCAGCAAGCCUUCGACACUUGACGUGGCUUCAAAGUGCACCUAGCCUGGCACAAGCGGCGUGGUGGUUGUGUGCGCUACAAAUCUGGCUACCCAAAAGUUCGAUUCCCGCUCACGGCCACCUUUUGCACAAAGACGGCCACUGCAUCGCGCGGCGCUUUCAGAUUUGCUUCUGCGGCCGUCUGGAACGCUCUUCCUUGCGAUAUUAGGCGGCCAUUGGAGCUAUCUAGUUUGAAAACUGCGCUUUGUGUUGAGUUCUUCCCCCGCACCUCUGAUCGUGCUCGGUUGGCCACAUACCGUGCAAAAUAAGUUUAACAUACACCAUCUGUGACGAUUAUUUGAACUGGGCCUCCCCUAGGUCGACUCGGCCUCAAAUGAGUACCUGGUGCAAUGUGUAAACAUCACCGAUAGGGAGACAAAGGCGGCCGGGCGUGGUGCUGGCCACCCACCAACCCCCUGGUGUGCCGUGCGGGCCUUCAUAGGUGCUGCUCGGUAACAACCCUUGCCUCAACAAUCUGCUGCAGGCUAGACCGCGUGGUGGCCGGGGAGUUUGACUCGUGUACAUUGGCCGGGCUAAGCAUGAUGCUGGCCCAUGUGCCCGAUACGUUGGCCCUGGCUCGGGGAAAUAAAGCAUCUCCACCACCAUCAGCGUGGGAGAAGCUCCGACAUUCGGUCUGCACGGUCGCGUGCGUGUGCGCCUUUUCGCACACGUGGCGCUUGUGUGUGUGUGUGCUGCUCAACCCCCCCCCCCCAACAUCAUCAACAGUUGCAUUGAACUUAUUUUCUUUGUCCUUUGAAGACAGCAGAAAUUCCUUCACGGGGCGCCUGGUCCACAGUCGUGGCUGUUUAUUUUGAUUUCACUGUUAGAGGACCAUCCCCCUCCCCCCGCCCCCCCCCCCCUUAUAGGGCCCUGAAAAUAAUAACACCUCUUAAAGUUGAGCAACAUCCAAGCCUUCCCGCCCAUACCUAUGAAUGAGUUUCUGGUCGCGUGCCUCUGUAUCGGUACCGGUCGCGUGCCACAAUGUGUGCCCAGUGUGAGAUUUGCUUUAAACCCAUCGUGAAAUGUGGCCGGGUGGAUUGAAAACGAAUUUUGUUUAGAGCUGAUUUUUGUGUUUUCGAUUUGUUCUUACCCCUCCGAUUAGCGCGGUUGGCCGCGUACGGCGCAGAAGAAGUUCAACACACAUUGUUGAACUUCCACGCGGCACCUCCAAUUAGCGCGGUUGGCCGCGUACGGUGCGAAAGAAGUUGAGCAUACAGUGUCCUUAAUAUAGGGGUUUGGGUUAGAUCGCGUAAGUAUAAAUGUGUCGUCAAACCCGCCACCACCCUACACAGCCAAUUAGUAAGGGUUGUCACGUAAACAGAACGUGGCAAUUCGUUCCGAGUACAGCACACCGGUGUGUCGGAGAGCAAAUCCACAACAUUUACAAUCUGACCGCGUCGUUUGGCGAAAGUGCACGUGUUAAACUGAUUGUUGUGCUUCCCCCGGCACCUCCGAUGGGCGCGGUUGGCUACGUACGGUGCGAAAGAGGUUCAACAUAUAUUCAUUCGGGGGGUGAGAACGCCGAGCUGAUACCAGCCACGCAGGUUCCACAUUGGAAUCGAGGUUUCGGCCACCCGAGGUUACUGUGGGAUUCUCACAUGGGGCCACGUCAGAGGUCGCAAACGGGUUUUGAUUCCUUACCCGUACCCGGUCGCACCAGGGUCGCAAACAGGUACCCGUACCCUACCUGAUACCCGGCUACGGGUAUCGGGUACCCGAUUGCGACCUCUGGGAUGAAGCCAUGUUGCAGGCGCGGUGGGUUGAUUCUAGGAACUUGAAUUGUGAGAAGAGACAAGACGUUGGGAAAUGAGUGACAAGCGGUGACUCACCAAUGACUCACGGUCUACCCGUACCCGUACCCGGCCGCACCAGGGUCGAAAACGGGUACCCGUACCCGGCUGGGUACGGGUAGGUUACGGGUAUCGGGUACCCGAUUGCGACCUCUAGGCCACGUUGAUCAUCUCAGCCUGGUUUCCAGUGACCCCCCCACACACACAAACAAACAACAACACCCCCUCGUGUUAGUUGUUGCCUCUUAAGUUGACUCAGUUCCAGCUCUGUGAACUAAAACGUCGAGGCUCAACUGCCGUGACCAUCGACGUUGCCACAUGGAUCCGUCGUCCUGUGCUCGUUCAAAGUUCAAAGUUCAUUUAUUAGGUAUAGCCCUGUGAGCCAUUCGGCUCUUGAAUCGGGUGCAACCGCAACCGCAACAAACAAAAAACAAAAACAUGAACAAGAAAACAUCUUAAAGUGACUAUGUGACUGAGUGCAAACAGAAAAUCCAAGAAAAGACAGCAAAAUAUUGCAGAAAAAUCACCGUACACCAACCCUGUGCAAAUAUCCCAGUUGGGUGCAAGUCAAACAACAACAACCACAAGACAACUUAGAUUAAGGCCAUCGGUCUAACUCUGUACUACAACCAACAAACAUGGCCAAACCAAAAAACUUUUCGAAAAUCACCAAGAUAAAGCCAUAAAAGCAAUGAAACAAUGGUCAUAGGAACUGUGACCGAAUUUUCACAAUAAACGACGUCAACAACAUGUACUACCAAACUCUGCAGCCAUAGCUGGCUGCAUGAGUCACUCCACAACAGUAGGAGCAUCAGUCGGAGUAUCAACUCGUGACGCCGUUCGUCCUGAGGGUUGCCACCUGUCCAGGUUUUGACGCGGACAGUCCAGGGUAUCGACCACCUGCGUUCGGGGCGUGACGGUAAAUCGUCGUGCGCCGAGAAUCUCUCGUGGCAUUGUGUGGAACUUUAACUUCGAGCGCCGCGCGUGGCUUUGAUAGACCUCGGCUGGCUGAGAUUUACGUCUGGCUGUGUUUGUGUGGUGUAAAGAUGGCAAGCCAACCCAUAAUGCACCCGAAAUAAAAUAAAAAAUAAGCCCAUGAAGAUGCCAAAUGAUAUUAGUAAAUAGGCUGUAAUGGUGUAUAAUCUGCACUGUUAAGAGUCCUAGACAACAUGAAAGGAAAGUGAAUGGAACAUUCCAUGGGUUUCGUGAUAUUCCCCUCUGACGCACGUGCGUUUGAACCACGGGACGGAACGCAUCCGAGAGCACGUCCACCGAGACGAGAUGGAGCGAUGGAAUCUGUCCACGUGCAAGUGCACUGUGGAAUAUCGCACAUUGCAGGAUCGAUCGCGAGAGGAGGCGGCGGAUUGAGGAGGCCUCCAUCCAGCAGUGGAUUGAUGAUGAUGAUGAUCAUCUGGCCAGGUGGCUCCAUGGUAAAGCCGAGCGAGUGAGCGAGCGGCUCGCAAUCUGAAGGUUGCGAGUUCAAAUCCUGGUUAGGAGAUUGACUCAGCCCAUCAUAUAUCCGGGGGUCGAUACAAUGGGUGCCGCUUUGUGGGGAAGUCGGCAGUCGUUGCAUCAUGGAGAGACUCAUCCCCGCCAUAUAAACGUGGAAUUCCCACCGAUAUCCUCACGAGAAAUCGUGUCGCUUCGCGGCUGGACAUUAUUAAAACCUGUCACACCACCAUCACCACCACCAUCACCACCACCAUCACCACCACCACCACCACCAUCACCACCACCAUCACCACCAUCAUCACCACCACCAUCAUCACCACCAUCACCACCAUCAUCACCACCAUCACCACCAUCAUCACCAUCACCACCAUCACCAUCAUCACCACCAUCACCACCAUCACCACCACCAUCACCACCACCACCACCAGCAUCACCACCACCACCACCAUCAUCACCACCAUCACCACCACCACCAUCACCACCAUCAUCACCACCACCAUCAUCAACACCACCAUCACCACCAUCACCACCACCAUCAUCACCACCACCAUCACCAUCAUCACCAUCACCACCACCAUCACCGCGCACCUCCUUCCCUCCUCUGCCCUCGCUUCUUCCCUGCGUCUCAUUUCGCGACACGCGCGGUCAGAGACGGGGGUCAAGAACCCUUCGCCCCACGCAGGCCCCGAGUCCCACCACCACCACCGACCGCCGCCGCGUCUCGCAACCCUUGUUACCUGCUGCGCUUUUAAAACGACCCGACCACAAUUGAGAACAGCUGUUGUUCAAAGGCGAAGUGGUCGCGAGUAAGACAAUACUUCGCUCUGUGUGCUCCACCGCAUGCAGAUUAAGGUUGAGGUCACGGGCGGGUAAGGGAGGGGUUGGAAAUGUAUUUCUGUGGUUUUUUUAAAUUAAAAUUGCUGCGAUCUCCCCCCCUCCUGCCUCCCCAACAACCUUUCUCCACUCGCCCCCCCCCUCGUGCCCACAACACUCAAGUCUGUCUCAAGUCAGGGCCCCCGCAGCUAAACAUCUGAAGAUCUAAAGACAAACCGCACCCUCUUGCAAUCCUUCCCACUUACCCUUUAGACUGUGGGUGCAAUGUUGCUGCUGCCGCUGCUGUUGUUGUUAGCGAGCGCCUAUUAAGGUCACAGCGCGGGCAAAGAGGCAUCACCGUGUGACCGGAGAUGGGAUGGACCGGCGCCAUGCGUGUACGCGUGCCCGUCCGUCUUUGUUUCUCCGGCGCUCGUGUUGACAGCCGCAACCGGGCGCUGUUCAGGGGCUCUUCGUCGGCCGUCGCUGCCCUCAGGGAUAGUGCAGAUGCGUCCGACGUUGUGCAGCCUCGUGCUGUGUGAGUUGGAGAUUUAAAAAAAUUAACCCGUAAAAACAAAGUUUUUCACUAUAAAUCCUUUAUAUGCGUGUUCAAUGGGCCACAACCCAGCCCACAUUGGUCUUUGAAACGGGCGGCUAGAGUCCUCUCGUCCUCUGGCUUGAGAUGGCUGCCACCUAUGGGUCAGAUGAUUGUCUGCCAGCAUUAAGCAAUUGGUAAUUAAAUAUAAAAACAAUUCCCCUAAAAAGUGUCAAAUUAUGGAAAAAAAAAUUCACGAAAAUAAAUUGUCACGCACAACGAGUCUGUGUGCAAAAUGUCAGCUCGAUUGGAUCACGGGAAGUGGGUUAAAAAAACGACCGAAAGAUUUGCACGGUGGUAAGCGCGCAAGCAAGCAAGCAAGUAAACUUAAUAUAAAGGAUUUAAAAAAGGAGAAAUGAGCGUCUGUUCGCGAUGUGUGUGGGGAGCGGUCGCGUUGGCGGGUUAGCGCUGCGCUGCCGGGGGGAUACCUGAUUCCCAUUCCCGAUUCCCGCUCGCGGGUCCAACACCAGUGACGUUGAUCUGAACCGGUCCUGGGCCUCUCCAAGGUCGACUCGGCCUCAAAUAAAGCGGUGUGCGUAUAUGAGACAAAGGCGGCCGGGGCGUGGCGCUUGCCGCUUCCACUGUCAGGGCAAGUGGCUGUUAGCGAGCAGCACCUAUGAAGGCUGACACGGCACACGAGGGGGUGGGUGGCCAGCACCACGCCCGGCCGCCUUUGUCUCCCCAGUGGCGAUGUUUACACAUCGCACCAGGUACCCAUUUGAGGCUGAGUCGACCCAGGGGA
This is a messenger RNA of Lethenteron reissneri (Far Eastern brook lamprey), 15464 nucleotides long. It is a transcript of the gene UVRAG, whose product is annotated as UV radiation resistance associated. Gene Ontology annotation, molecular function: SNARE binding. Gene Ontology annotation, cellular component: lytic vacuole; endosome. NCBI's taxonomy places the organism in Eukaryota, Metazoa, Chordata, Hyperoartia, Petromyzontiformes, Petromyzontidae. Gene Ontology annotation, biological process: SNARE complex assembly. The record is from RefSeq and is a predicted model, not a curated record.